This is a messenger RNA of Drosophila grimshawi, 4393 nucleotides long. RefSeq names its product mothers against decapentaplegic homolog 6 (gene Dad). Bases 474 to 2186 code for a protein of 570 amino acids. The record is from RefSeq and is a predicted model, not a curated record. Gene Ontology annotation, cellular component: heteromeric SMAD protein complex. NCBI's taxonomy places the organism in Eukaryota, Metazoa, Arthropoda, Insecta, Diptera, Drosophilidae. The transcript is spliced from 7 exons. Gene Ontology annotation, molecular function: transcription regulator inhibitor activity; I-SMAD binding. Gene Ontology annotation, biological process: SMAD protein signal transduction; regulation of transcription by RNA polymerase II; transforming growth factor beta receptor signaling pathway.
UGUACUGAAAAAGAAACCAAAUACAUAUCAGAAUAAAAAUAUAUCAUAAAUUGCAAAGCACUGCAAGAAAUAACCCAUAAGAUUGAUGUAUUUAAUACAAACGCGCGAUAUUACGGAUAUAUUUGGAUAAACCCAAUUUAACAAAAGAACAAAACAAUAAAUUACCAACACGAGCAUAUCACGGCUGAAAGCCUAUUGAACGAGAUAAUAAAGAAAAUUAAAAACCGCGAAUCGGCGCUCUAGUCAAAAUCGAAAAUAAAUAUACAUAUAUACAUAUAUAAUAUAUAUGUAAUAUAUUUAUGUGUUGGCUUGUUUGUUUAAUAGUUAACGAAACUAGGAAUCAAGACCCACCGGACAUAUCAUCAGCCAAGCAUCAGCAGCAAAGCAAAGCCUCGACUUUAAACAAAUUUGAUAAAUUCAAAUAAUGCGCAUACGAUAAGGAUCGAUGUUACCAAAAAACUUGAUGUCCCUCCAUGAGAUUCCCAAGCGACAAGAAAAGAAGAGAACUAUGGCGUUAUGCGUCAGAGAACACCGGGGCAACGUGCGAUGCAUAUGGGAAACAGAUAAUGCCCAAACAGCAACCACAGCCGCCUCACCCUCAACAUCAACGCCACCUUCAGCUGCACACGUGCUAUACCACGAGGACAACACCACCACCACAACCACCACUCCCCAGCUACACAAUAUGCUAUUUGCCACAAAUCCAGGAUCAGCAGCAGCAGCAUCAGCAUCAAUUGGCAACCGAAGCAGCAGCGAUCGACGAAUAUUCGAGCUAUUCUUAUACCGAGAAUGGUUGCAACUACGCAAAUGCUGGCGCCGGCAUAUUAAGCGACGAAAACGGUCCUGUUUGUGCCACAGCGGCGAGUGCGGCAAGUGCGGCAUCCUUUGCGAUGUCAGCGGCAAACAUGUUUCUGCGCAACUGUUGCGGCGGCGGCGAGACAACGACAGACUCCUCCUCGAGCAGUGGAUCAGCGGACAGCAGACGCCAAAUACUGCUGAGUCGUCAGCGUCCCAGCUCAACGUGCAACUUGCUGCGGCAACCUGCUACCAAUCUGCUGUACUACCAAAGCUUCGAGGCGCUGUGGAAGAAGCUGAAGAGCAAACAAAUCGCCGAUCUAAUCCAAGCGGUGAAAAGUCGUGUCGAACCACCAACGCCGCAUCCCAAGUGCAACGGCGGCCUCACAUCAUCAUCAGCCUCGACGACAAGCUAUCUCCAGUGCAUCCUGAUCAAGUCCAACUCGCCCAGCGACCAGCUGCAGCACGUCUUCACAUGCAGGCUCUUCUUCUGGCCCGAACUCAGGAAUGCCGACGAACUGAGGCGACAUCCUACUUGCCCCAGUGCACUCGAUUACGUCUACGUCUGCUGCAACCCACUGCACUGGUAUCGCAUGACUUACCCCAUCGAUUCAGAACUCGCACCCCCGCCUUAUCAGCGCUCGAAAAUGCUGAGACUCCGAGAUACAGAUUCCGAGGGAAACACUCAAAACAACAACGAACAGUCGUCGUCAGCGUCGUGGACCGUACAGAGCAACAACAACAACAACAACAGCAGCAGCAGCAGCAGCAGCGGCUCCCACCACAGCCGAAGCAUUUCGACGAGCAUCAUCAAAAAGGAGGCGGCGGAGUGCCUCCAGUCUUUCACCACUAGUGGAAAAGAUGGAAGCGCCUGCACACAAGCGUGGUGCCAGAUCGCCUACUGGGAGCUGGCUCAGCGCAUCGGGGAGCUCUUCCAUGCCACGAAGCCAGUACUCAAUAUUCACGCAGACGGGUCCGUCGACUGUGCCGGAGAGAGCCUCUGUCUGCGUGAAUUACAGGGCAAGGGGAAUCAACGCGAUUCUGUGCAAAGCACGCGACAAAAAGUGGGUCUGGGUGUAACUCUAAGUGUGGAAGGUGGCGAUGUGUGGAUAUACAAUCGCAGUAAUGUGCCCGUAUUCGUGGAUUCCCCAACACUGGCCGAACGCAUGGAUCGGGUGUGCAGAGUGAUGCCUGGCCACUGUCUCAAAGCCUUCGACACACACAGGGCUCUAGUGCUGGCUAGCCAGCAGUCGCAACCGACGCAUCUGGGACCAAUUGAUCGGUUUAGCAUGAAGAUUAGCUUUGAGAAGGGUUGGGGCAACAAAUACAAGCGGCCAGACAUUAUGGGCUGUCCCUGUUGGCUGGAGGUGCACUUCUGUCAACUGCGGUGACAGUGCCAGCAGCAGCCGGCGGGCGCUGCAACUGCGCUCCGUUUGCUUGAUUCAACCACCAGCAACACCACCAACUUCACCAAUCACAUGUGUUGUAGGCCACCACAUGUGCUGCAACGGUCGCGGCAACUGCAACAAAUACUUCGGAACCUGUUGACGAGGCUGGGCAGUAAGGCGUGCAUCUUGAGACUACCGGAAAUUAUUAAUACAAGGAGUUUUAAAUUGCGGCAACCGGAUUAGCAAGCAAGCAAGUAGGAGGGCCACACAACAAUGGACUGCAAACGAUAUAUAUAUAUAUGUGCAUAUAUAUAUAUAUAUAUAUAUGGUACUUUAAAAGUUUAAACCUAUUACGAGAAAUGUUUCAAUUAAUUGCUAAAUGCCACAUCGAAAUUAACUUAUGUAUAAAGCAUGAUGCGCAACGACGAAGCUAGAAGUGUUAAAUGUGUUAAAUUCAAAUAGUAAUUCAUUGUUAAACAUAGCUAAGAUUAGCUACAAUUAAAAUCCUGUGAUUCACUCUAUAUAUGUACACACCUACAUAUGUAUGUAUGUACACAAACACACACACAAACCACACACACACACCACACACACACACAUCCAGUAUGUAUGUGCAGGCACAAAGAAAGAACUCAACCUCGGUAAUUUUAAAUGUGUGUAAUAUUCAUGUUCAUAUCUAAUUUUAAAUAGUAAGAACAAAAAAACUCGUUUCACGAAUAACUGCUGAUAUUUCAACGGGCAUUCUACUUAAUAAUCGCCGUAAUAUACGCAUAUAGACAUUCGAAAUUCACCGUUGUAAUGAUGGCUUAUGAUGGAUUUUGAAUUCACAUAUUUAUUUCUUCCAGUGGCAGCUCAAAAAUUCAGUACAAAUAAUGUUAGCCCGAUUUUCCUUUUAUGGUUUUAUAAAUUGCAACACUCGUUAAUACUGCAAAGCAUUCUCUAACCCAUCCAACUUUUCUGAUUUUAUUUGAAAAUCCAUUAAUAUUAGUGGUAAAUUGAUUCUUUUUUAUUAAACACUGAAGUUUUUAGCUGUUUUUUUUUUUUUUUAAAUCUUGAUUUAUGUGUUUGACAAUAUUUAGUGUUAUAUUAAACCGAUCAAACAAGCUUUUGCUUAAAAGUCAUUUAAAUAAGCCAAAUAUAAAUUGAUUUUUUAUUAAAUACAAUUUUAAUCAUUCUAGCUUUAAUUUGCAUUAAUGAGUCCAUCUGGUCAAAUCUAAAUUUAAUUAUACAUUCAAAACACCAUAAAUCGAUUGUAAACCAAGUUUCAUUGGGAUUAUCUCAAGUUGGAGCCCUAUGCGGGUGAAGCUUGGACUAUAAUCGCUUUGUUUCUAAAUUUAAAACGAUUUUUGGCGGCAUUUUGAGCUUCGCUGAAUCGGGUAUUUAUAACCGGAGAUAUUGCAAAAUAUGUAAAGACUGGAUUUGAAAAACCAUUUUGCAAAACUUAAUAUUAUUUUUUAAAAAAGUAGUCUUCGAAAUAUAUUUACAAAAUUUUGUUCUGCAAUUAACGUCAUAGUGUAAUUUGUCAUCAAUCGAUCAUGCCCAAGCAUUUUUUUAUUUUAUGUUGAUGUGAUGAUCGAUUUUUAGCUGGUUUUUUUUUAUUGUUUUCAUCAAGCCUUAGUAUUAUACUCAUUUGCCUUUCAAUAUGAAGGAAAUGCAAAUUUGAGCAAACUGAAGGCAUUUCCAGUAAAGUUGUGGAAAUUAAACUUGGUCCAUGCCUGAUUCUUCCGGGCUGACGAAUAUUGUAAUGAGUAAGUUCAGUGAAACUUAAGCUCACUGCAGAUCAGAUUAGAAUCAUAAUCAGAACCAGAUCAGAUCAGAUCAGGUUGCCAUUUGCCAUCUGCCCACUCGAAACAAUGAAAGUUCUGAAAGUGCCUACUCAUAUGUACGUACAUGCAUUCAUAUGUACACAAGUACAUUUUAAUUCCAAAAAUUUAUUAUUAUAAUAACCAUACGCCCUUUUAUAAAAGCAUAAGUACAUACGCGAGUACAUACAUACAUAUGUUGUAGUAAGAAAGCUGAUUUUAAAAAGUGCUUGGACUUGAGUCAUUUUGAAUUUAUGCAACGCAUAUGUAUAUGUACAUACUUAUAUAUGUAUAUACUUACAGUAUAUAUAUUCAAAAUGAUCAAAUAUUUAAUCAGCGUUAAUAGUUGUAGACCUAAUGUUAAGUUUUAAGAAAUAUUUUGUAAUAAAAUUUCAAUAUAUUUACAAA